GCGGUAUGACGUUGAAAUUUCGGUAUACCGUACCGAACCAACCCUACUACCACCUUUUAUUCUAUUACAAUGUUAUGGAAAUUGCAAAAGAGAAAAUAAAGGAGGUCAUAAGAUGUUUUUACUUGGACUGUAAUUUGAUGGUCUGGUCUGAUCUGGUCUGGUCUGGUCUGCACUGGUCUGAUCUGGUCUAGUCUGGUCUAGUUUCUUUUUAUUAAAAACAUCCCAGGCUUUGGGUGCGCCGAUCCAUUCCCUGCUCUAGACACAUUUACUUCAGCCACGAAGUCCGCGUUCAACUUGUUCAAGACAUAGACUAGUCAAGGAAGCAUAAGGAAGAUAUAUCAAGCUUCGCUUCAUUAGCAGUUCAAAUAAUGGCACGAAAGAUGUUAGUUGAUGGAGAGAUUAAGAAUCCUGUUGAGGAAGAAGCUCACUAUGAUUUUGAUCUAUUUGUGAUUGGGGCAGGGAGCGGCGGCGUUCGUGCUUCCCGAUUUUCUGCUCAAUAUGGAGCAAAGGUUGGAAUCUGUGAGCUUCCGUUUCAUCCUGUCAGCUCUGAAGUCAGUGGAGGAGUUGGUGGAACGUGUGUGAUCCGUGGGUGUGUGCCUAAAAAAAUUUUGGUUUAUGGAGCUUCUUUUGGGCCUGAACUUGAGGAUGCGAGGAAUUAUGGAUGGGAGGUGAAUGAGAGGCUUAAUUUGAAUUGGAAGAAACUUCUGCAUAAAAAGACUGAGGAAAUCGUUAGAUUAAAUGGAAUAUACAAGCGCCUUCUUUCCAGCGCAGGAGUCAAACUCUUUGAAGGAGAGGGAAGGAUAAUUGGUCGAAAUGAGGUUGAGGUAAUACAACUGGAUGGGACUAAAAUUAGCUAUUCCGCAAAGCACAUUCUCAUUGCAACAGGCAGUAAGGCUCAGCGUCCAGCAAUCACAGGGCAGGAAUUGGCGAUUACAUCUGAUGAGGCCUUGAGCUUAGAAGAUCUACCAAGACGGGUCGUGAUACUUGGGGGAGGGUACAUUGCUGUUGAGUUUGCCUCUAUAUGGCGUGGAAUGGGUGCCACAGUAGAUCUAUGUUUCCGCAAGGAACUUCCUUUGAGAGGUUUUGAUGAUGAAAUGCGAGCUGUAGUUGCAAGGAAUUUAGAAGGAAGGGGAGUCAAUUUGCAUCCUUGCACAACCUUGACUGAGCUAGUGAAAACAGAAGAUGGUAUCAGAGUACAUACGGACCAUGGUGAAUCUUUGCUGGCAGAUGCUGUACUGUUUGCCACAGGGCGUGUACCUAAUUCAAAAAGGCUGAAUUUGGAAGCUGUGGGUGUUGAGCUUGAUAAGACUGGAGCCAUAAAGGUUGAUGAGUUUUCUCGAACUAACAUACCCAGCAUAUGGGCUAUUGGUGAUGUCACUAACCGGCUGAAUCUUACUCCUGUUGCUUUAAUGGAAGGGACCUGCUUUGCGAAAACUGCUUUUGGUGGAGUACCCACGAAACCUGACUAUACAAAUAUUCCUUGUGCUGUAUUCUGCAUACCCCCACUUUCAGUAGUGGGGUUAAGUGAAGAGGAAGCUAUAGAGAAAGCAAAUGGAGAUACUGCAGUGUACACUUCAACAUUCAACCCCAUGAAGAACACUAUCUCUGGGCGGCAAGAGAAGUCAGUUAUGAAGCUUCUGGUUGACACACAGACUGAUAAAGUUAUAGGAGCAUCAAUGUGUGGUCCUGAUGCCGCUGAAAUUAUGCAGGGAAUUGCUGUUGCAGUAAAGUGUGGAGCAACUAAGGCAGAUUUUGAUUCCACGGUGGGCAUACACCCUUCCGCCGCAGAAGAGUUCGUGACAAUGCGGUCUGCAACAAGGCUUGUUCCUCCGGCUACCAAACCAAAGACAAACCUAUGAUGGUAAAAAGAGAAACAUGAUUCAUCAUAAGCGCUUCAUUUUUUUAUAAUGCAUGUGGGAAAACUGAUUCAUGAUUUGCUCAAAAUAUUAUUUAUAUGCUUUACUAAGAACUAAAAGCCAAUAUUUGAAUUUAUUUAUGAUCAUGGCUGUAUAAUUGAUAGAAUAAGUUGAUAGAAGCUACAGUUAUUAAAUUGUGUUCUGUUACGUUCCACGGUUUGCAUGAUUGAUGAUAUAAGACGAUGAUCAAUUAUAGUAGUAUUACGUAACAUAUAAGAUGUGGAAUAAAGUGCAUUGGUUGUUUA
This is a messenger RNA of Cuscuta europaea, 2161 nucleotides long. Lineage: Eukaryota; Viridiplantae; Streptophyta; Magnoliopsida; Solanales; Convolvulaceae. The record is from the annotation of a GenBank genome assembly.